Molecule: messenger RNA, 1758 nt
Organism: Pelagomonas calceolata
Lineage: Eukaryota; Pelagophyceae; Pelagomonadales; Pelagomonadaceae
Source: the annotation of a GenBank genome assembly
GGCACCAGCUCGAUGCUGCCUGCCGGCCGCCUGUGCUGCAUUACAGCUGCACGAGACCCGUGCACGUGAAAGCCCUUGCAUCUAGAUACGACGCCGCAGCGACUUGCAGCAAUAGCACAACCGGUGGUUGCACUGACAACACAUAAGCCUACAUCAACCCAGCCAUGCGCCGCCUCGCCUGGACGCUUGGGCUGGCGACGGCGCUCGUCCCGCGCCAACCUACGCAACAACACACCCGCCGCACCGUGCAACAAAAAGCCAACAUCUUCGAGCAGGCCGCCGACGCCGCCUCGAAGUUCUUCGAGGAGCGCGCGCGCCAGGACUCGUUGGCGCUGGCCAAGUUCACGGAGGGCCUGGAAAAGUCGCGGCAGAAUUUUUUGAGUGAUUUGCGGGGCAUCUUCGACGUCAAGGGCGCGUCCUUGGAUCAGACGCUCGAGAAGCUCGAAGACGCCUUACUGAGCGCGGACAUCGGCGCGACGACCACGGACCAGAUUUUAGAUGACGUCAAGGGCGUGGCCCAAGCCCAGGGCGACUACACGGAGCAGGACGUCACGGCGAUUCUCCGCGGGCGCAUGGCCGAAGCGUUGAGCGCGGGCGGUCCCUCUUCCUUGACGAGCGCCGAGGCCGGCCCGACGGUCAUCCUUGUAUUAGGUGCGAACGGCAUGGGCAAGACGACGACCAUCGGGAAAUUGGCACGACGGUUACGGGCCGAAACGGGCCAGAAAGUUUUGUUGGCGGCCUGCGACACGUUUCGGGCCGCGGCCGUCGAGCAGCUCGAGGAGUGGGCGGCGCGCGCGGAGGUCGACAUUGUCGUACCAGACCAAGGUAUCGAGUCGCCGGCCGCCGCGGCGUACAAGGCCUGCGACGUGGCAUUACAAGGCGACUACGACGUCGUCAUCGUGGACACCUCGGGAAGACUAGUGAACAACCGCGCGCUGACCGCCGAACUCGACAAGAUCCGACGGACCCUGGAGAAGAAGAUCCCGGGCGCGCCGCACGAGUCGCUAUUGGUGGUGGACGCGGCCGUCGGCCGCAACGCGCUCGACCAGGCGCGCGGCUGGCAGCAGGACGUCGGCGUGACGGGCCUCGCCGUGACGAAGUUGGAUGGGACAGCUAGAGCGGGUUUUGUCGUGUCGGUCGUGCAGGACCUGGGCAUCCCCGUGAAACUGGUGGGCGUCGGCGAGACGCUCGACGACCUGCGCGACUUUGAGGGAGAGCGGUUUGUGGAUGCGCUGCUGGACGUGAACGACGCCGACGACCUGCGGGAGCGCUUCGCGCGCAUCGCCGCCGAGCGGGCGGCCGCGCCGGCUACGAUUUCCGUGCCGGCCGCGCCUUCUACUAUCUCCGCGCCGGCGGCGGCGGCCCGGCCGGCGAAGAAGAAGUCCAAGAAAAAGAAGGCCAAAAAACGGAGGUGAGUAAUAUAGUUAGUAGCAUGGGGCGACGCGUCUACUUGGACGGCGACUUCUUGGGGGACAGCUUCUUGGGCGAGAAGCUAAAGGAGCUCUUCUUCUUCGCCGGCGCGGUGGCGACGCCGCCGCGCGCCACGAGCCAGGCGUGGGCCGCGGCGUGGCCCUUGGCCUGGGCGACGUGCGUCGGCGUCUCGCCCGUCGUCGCGGGCGCGUCGAUCUUGGCGCCGGCGCUCACGAGCAUCUCGAGGGCCUCGACGUUGCCGCACUCGGCCGCGACGAAGACCAUGUUCUUGCCGGCCUUGCGCGCCUUGUCGACGUCGCAGCCGCUCGCCUCGAGCACGGCGCGGAC